AUGGCGGACAAACUCGCCGAAGCUGAAGAGCUUGUAAAGAAGGCUCAAAAAUGCAUGAAGACAUCAUUCCUCAAAUGGUCACCCGAUGUUGAUAGUGCAAUAGAUUAUUAUAAGAAGGCGAUUGUAAUUUAUCGUAAUUUAAAAAAACUUCAAGAAGCAGCUGAGUUAAAUUUGAAGAUUGCUGAACUACAUGGCCAAAAUUGUUCAUUUUUUCAUUGUGCAAAGGCAUAUGAAUCUGCUGCCUUGUUGUAUCGCGACUUAGGUGAUUAUAAAAAAGUUAUUGACUGCCUUGGAACUGCUGGACAAAUUAUGAGACAAAACGGUGUUCCUGAUUCAGCAACCACCCUUUAUAGCAAAGGAGCAAAGUUGCUAGAAACUGCUCAACCUGAAGAUUCAGCUCGCUUUUAUGACCAUGCUGCGGAAACCUCCGAAGUAGCAAUCUCUGAUACCUCAGAUGAUGCCACCCAAACUGCUUAUCAAGUCUGUGGAAAGGCCGUUGUCGUUCUGGUGAUUGUUAAGCUCAUCCAGGAGGAUUCCGUCGCCGCAAACAAGGUAUAUGGAGAGGCUUUGGAGAAGUAUCGUUUUGGAGAGACAGAUGACGCAAUGCCUGUUGCACGGUUAAUUCAAAUCUACGAAUCCUAUGAUUCUGCGGCCGCAACCGAAAUACUCUCUCAGCCUACCUUCCGAAAUCUUGAGACCGAGUUUGCUCGUCUCGCCCGUACAAUAAAGUUCCCUAAAGAGCUUGAAGGCGCAACGGAAGGUCAGGCUGGGAGUGGAGAAUUAGAGGAUAUAUGCUAA
Messenger RNA from Rodentolepis nana, 798 nucleotides. The record is from the annotation of a GenBank genome assembly. Lineage: Eukaryota; Metazoa; Platyhelminthes; Cestoda; Cyclophyllidea; Hymenolepididae.